Carya illinoinensis is the source of this 507-nucleotide messenger RNA. RefSeq lists its product as uncharacterized. Lineage: Eukaryota; Viridiplantae; Streptophyta; Magnoliopsida; Fagales; Juglandaceae. The record is from RefSeq and is a predicted model, not a curated record. Bases 1 to 507 code for a protein of 168 amino acids. The transcript has a single exon.
AUGGGUAGUGUGGCAGUUCUGAAUCCCCGAGGUUGUCUUCAGGAGUCUCUCUCUCCAACUCAAAUGAAGAAGCCACUAAACGCUUACCCUAACCGUGUUAACCGUACACAAUAUAAUCGCAGGAAAAGAAGCCCUACGCGGCCGAGCUCCUCCCCGGCUCCGAGCCGACCCGUUGCCCAGAAAGCGCCGUCCACCAACCUCAUCAUGGGCCAGGUCAAGAUCCUUAAACGUGGCGAAAAUUUGAGCCAAGCAGAUAAGGAGAUCCUUAAAGAGGUGGAUCUGGUGUCUACGGAGCGACUGGGUCCAGAUCCGGUCUCUAUUCCGAAUCGGAUCCGACUGACGACCGACUCCAACGUAGUCGCUGGGUUCUAUGCCGGGGCGUCGGUGUUUGCGGAAUCUCCGCCACCUAGUUCGCUACCUUUACCGGCUUUCUUCUUGAAGAAGUGUGUACCCGUAAAGAACGAAGAUGUCGCUAGCGACUUGCGUAGGAUUCUACGGCUCGAUUAG